AUGCUGGUGGAAAUUCUGGAGGAAUCAAUAAAAAAUUUUGGCGAUUUGUCCAAGCUGAUAGAGAUUGUAGUAGUGUUGCAGUUAAAGGAGAAGAAGCGAAAAGAUAUAGUUAUAAGUGGGAAUUGCGUACUGAGGAAAUCUCGAAAGUGCCAGAAAGAUGAUGUAGAUCAAGUCCUUUACUUCCUUUCACAAGAGUAUUACGAAGGACUUGCUGAACAAGCCAGCCAAGCUGAAGCUGAUGCUCAAUCUUUGAAGAAAAACUUGGCUAAGUUAGAAGCCGAAAGAGACGGUAAACUUUUGUUGAUGAAUCUUAUUGGAGCUGCAAACGAGGCUAACUAUCAUGCUCAGAGGCUUUCUCUGUCUCUAUCAAACUGCACUACAGUUUUGCCGGUCGCCGAAAGACGAACAACACUGAAUAACUCUAAUCAGUGA
Messenger RNA from Oldenlandia corymbosa var. corymbosa, 432 nucleotides. NCBI's taxonomy places the organism in Eukaryota, Viridiplantae, Streptophyta, Magnoliopsida, Gentianales, Rubiaceae. The record is from the annotation of a GenBank genome assembly.